This is a messenger RNA of Notodromas monacha, 612 nucleotides long. The record is from the annotation of a GenBank genome assembly. Lineage: Eukaryota; Metazoa; Arthropoda; Ostracoda; Podocopida; Cyprididae.
AUGAAGGGGACUGAUAAGUUUGCUUGGGAUGAAAGCACCCAGUCCUGGAUUCUGAGCUCGGUUUUCAUUGGAUACAUCACAACCCAGCUUUUGGGAGGCAGGUUGGCAGAACGUUUUGGGGGGAAGUUGGUCCUCGGCGUACCGAUGCUGUUGGCUGGGCUGUUAUCCCUACUGACACCAGUGGCUGCCAAGAAGCUUGGGUCCACUGCAGUGAUGGUACCAAGAGUUUUGAUUGGCAUGGCUGAGGGUGUUACAUUCCCUGCCAUGCAUGUGAUCCUUUCAAACUGGGCACCACCCUUGGAAAGAAGUAGAAUGGUUACCAUGGUGUAUGCUGACAGUCCUGAAAAUCAUCCUUACAUAUCAACGGAAGAGAAAUUGUUCAUCCUGGCAACUCUGAGCAAGGAGAAGAAGACAUUCUACUUUGCCUUCGAAACGUCCGGAUCAAGUGCAGGUGAAGCAAACUCGUUCUUACUGGCUUCGCUUUCAAGAACUUCAACCACGUCACCCCAGGAAGACGUGUCGAACCAAGCAACCAUUGCAGCUUCGUAUCAUCAGCAGACGCGUGGUUUCCGUCAUAAUCCGUUCCGGUUUGACAGCCAGACCUUUCGAUGA